This is a messenger RNA of Capsicum annuum, 1446 nucleotides long. Its product is annotated as receptor-like protein 33. The transcript has 7 exons. The record is from RefSeq and is a predicted model, not a curated record. Gene Ontology annotation, molecular function: protein binding. Bases 1 to 1446 code for a protein of 481 amino acids. Lineage: Eukaryota; Viridiplantae; Streptophyta; Magnoliopsida; Solanales; Solanaceae.
AUGAAGAAGAUUAAAAAAAUUGCUGCGGAAAAGUCGAAAAAAGCAAUUGGAGAAUCACCAAAAAAAGUCAAAAAAGAUGAUACUGCACGUCCACGUCUUCCUAAGUCUCAGCUUACUUGCUUUUCAUUUGCUGGGCAACAUCUUUGUGCCUGCGAUGAAGGAACCAUCAAUGCUAACAGCAGCCUCACAAAGCUUGGUCAUCUCCAAAGACUCAACCUUGCCUUCAACUACUUGGAUUACUUUCCACUUGGGAAUAAUAUUGGUGAACACAGUAGUUUGACACAUCUGAAUCUUUCGCAUUUGGGAUUUAAUGUAGGGGAGAUGAUCCCUCCAGGAUUACUCAAAGUUGUCUAUAAGUUGAUUUCACUUGACAUCUCCAAUAAUUACUAUACUCUCCAAGUUAGCAAAACAAACUUCAGAAGUUUGGUUCAAAACUUAACCAAUUACUUACAGUUUCAUGGGGAGAUACCAAGUUUCUUACCUACAAGGCUACAAUAUCUUGGUUUAUAUGGCAAUCAAUUCGGGGGACAAGUCCCACGAUCAUUGGCAAACUGUACAAGGUUGAAAGCACUUGAUUUGGGCACGUUCCCCAUAUGGCUGGAGAAACUUCCAAACCUACAAGUUAUGAUUCUGAAAUCAAAUCUCUUUCAUGGUCCAAUUGGUGGUUUGGAGUCCAAGUUUCCAUUUCCUGAGUUACGGAUCUUUGACCUUUCCUUCAAUGGGUUCACUGGAACUUUGCCAUCUAAUCUUUUCAAAAGUUUCAGCGGUUUGAUGGAUUGGGAAGAAGAAAAAACUGGAAUUCCUCGAGAAAGUAAUAUCAGUCCCACGGAUUACCUUUACCGUGUUAGUUUGGUGAUAAAAGGUAAUGAGUUUGAUAUGAGAAUGAUCACGUCAAUUAUGACGAGUAUUGAUUUAUCAAGCAACAGGUUUGAAGGAGAUAUUCCAAAUUCCAUUGGAAGUCUGAGCUCACUUGUGUUACUCAACGUACCUCACAACAACUUUCACGGUUAUAUUCCUGAAGAAAUCGCAAAGCUGCAUGCACUCGAAGCAUUAGAUCUCUCAUGGAACAAACUCAUUGGAGAAAUUCCUGGGAAACAGUUCAAUACAUUUUCAAAUGAUUCGUAUCGUGGAAAUCCUGAUUUAUGUGGUUGUCCACUAUCAAAGGAAUGUGGAAACAAUAAUGUGUCAGAUGAGCCACCACUUGAUCAAAAUGAUGAUUCAAUUUUUGCCAGCAGGUUCACAUGGCAAUCUGUGGAAGCGAACAAGGCAAAAGAAGAGACGUCAAAGACAUGGCUUAAGAAUGAAUUUAGCAAUAUACCAGAGGUUGCUGGAGGGUUUGACAAGUUUAUUAGCAAGCUAGUGUUGAUGUUUUGGCAAAUAGCAAUGGAUGCAUCUGUUUCUUCACUUAAUGCCCAUGCUGGUGUCAUAUACAUAUGUUACAGUUGA